Messenger RNA from Astyanax mexicanus (Mexican tetra), 1839 nucleotides. RefSeq names its product interleukin 11a (gene il11a). Gene Ontology annotation, cellular component: cytoplasm. Gene Ontology annotation, molecular function: cytokine activity; growth factor activity. The transcript has 5 exons. Lineage: Eukaryota; Metazoa; Chordata; Actinopteri; Characiformes; Acestrorhamphidae. Gene Ontology annotation, biological process: positive regulation of cell population proliferation; positive regulation of MAPK cascade. The coding region runs from base 351 to 1097 and encodes 248 amino acids. The record is from RefSeq and is a predicted model, not a curated record.
AAGCCUAAACAUUUCACUGCGAAAAAUUACCCUCACGCACUCACACACACACUGACUCUCGCAUCCCUCUCUCCCUCUCUCUCUCUUUUCCUCUCUCCAUCUCUCCAUCUCUCUCUCUCUCUCUGUCCACACACACCUUUGCGCGUGUUUGGUCAGUCCGGGCGGCGCGGGAGGCUAAACAGAACCGAACCCGAGAUCCUAAUUUACUUUUUAUUCCUUUUUUCAUCAUUUCUCCUCUUUUCCUCUCCCUCCAUUCAUUCCCUCUAGCGCUGGAACUUCCCGCGUAAUUCCCAGCUUCACGCGGACGCUGGAGGGAGCGAGACGCGUUCUGGAGCACGUGACCCACGCGCAUGUUCUGCGUGUUUUUUUUCCUGCCCACAAUAAUAACCACAUUAAUUAACAACAGCACUAAUUUAUUAACCUACUCCUCGUCGUAUUUAUUAUUUUUUUCUACAUAUUUAUUUGUGCGUUUCCCAGGAUCUGGACAAAAUAUGAAACUGCUGCUUGACUCCUCCUCCUCGCUGCUCUUCUCUGUGCUAUUGGCUCAGUUGCCACUGCUGACAUCAGCCUUACCUGCCCAGUCGCGGCGGCACCCACACAGCCAUGCUGACCUGGACAAGCUGACCAAUCAGACGAGGCACCUGCAGAAGCUAACCCAUGACCUGAUCAACGACCACGAGUUAGACUCGGUGAUCGACCACCACAGGUUCAAGUCUCUUCCAGCGAUCAAUGGCCGAGCCAACGACCUCAGCUCAUUGGAGUUGAAGACCACUCUCUCACAGCUCCAUACUGACCUAAAGUCUUUCGAGCAUCACUUUGAAUGGCUAAACAAAGUGACAAAAAAGCACCAACACAGCACAGCGCCGAAGCUGGGAGAGAUGAUCUCACACAUUAAAAGUCUGAUCAACUCACUACAACGCCAGAUGUCGCGAGUGGAUGCCCAGCGGAACCCGGUGCCAUCUCCCUCUCUCCCUCCUCAUCCCACGUCCCACUGGGAGAUGGACCAGUCAUCCCAGGAGCUCCUGCAGAGGUUCCGGCUGUACUGUGACUGGGCGACAAGAGCUUUCCUUAGCCUCAAGUCCAAAACGCAGGCGUGAUGGGUCCUCAUCCAGUCGUCCCCACACCGGCCCAUGGCAUACUCAGCCCAGCCCAUUCUCACUUACACACCCAGCCCAGCCCUGUGGCACGUGUGAGCUGAUCAAACGGCGCCAGCGUCGGCAGCCUGCUGGACUUCUGACCCAUGCCCACAUCAGCCUGCGUUGAACCUUUUUUUUCCUUCCUUUCUGUUUGUUUUUUUGCAUUCAACCCGUUCUAUUAUUUAUGUAUUUAUUUAUUUAUUGAGCAGUUAUUAUUUACUUAUUUAUUUGGUGUCAUUAUUUAUUUAAAUCCUUUGAGGGGGCAUCUUUUUGUUUAGGUGAGAAAUAUAAUGUACUGUCUUCCUUUCUUCACCCCUCUCUCUAUCUCUUUCUCUCUCAUGUUUAAUAACUUUCUAAACCCUUAAUUUCUUAAUUUUAACAAAUUAACUUAAUAUGCCGGCUUGUGUUCAUGUUUUGUUGCCUAGAUUACAAUAUUUUGCCACUAGAUGUAGCAAUAUUGCUGUGUGUGUGUGUGAGUGAGUGUAUGUGUGUGUGUAUGUGCGCAUGCUAGAGUUGGAUGAGAAAUUUUAAGAACAUGAAAGUGUCAAAAAGCACUGACCUAAGAUCUUGACCUUAGCGGCCUUUCUUUCAUUUCCUCUUCUUUGCACAGCAGAUUUGGGUUUGUACGAUCUCUGGAUUCAGAGGCUCUGCUCUUCUUGUUCUCAAGCAAACCUUAAAUGAAAAAAAAAAAAAACAAAUACAA